Octopus sinensis (East Asian common octopus) is the source of this 3391-nucleotide messenger RNA. RefSeq names its product pseudouridine-metabolizing bifunctional protein C1861.05. Bases 160 to 2229 code for a protein of 689 amino acids. Gene Ontology annotation, molecular function: pseudouridylate synthase activity; kinase activity. NCBI's taxonomy places the organism in Eukaryota, Metazoa, Mollusca, Cephalopoda, Octopoda, Octopodidae. The record is from RefSeq and is a predicted model, not a curated record. The transcript has 19 exons.
AUAACAUGGAAAGGAAUCCUUUUAAACAUUUUCAAACAGGAUUAUUUUUGAAACUUCAGCUUUAAACUAAGGAAAGAUAACUUUAAAGAAUCGCAUACGAGGCUGAUGUAGCAUUAUCUUGUUUGGAAACAUUGUAAUAGCUUUCCAGUGUGGGUCACCAUGUGGCAGGCCCUAGGGAGAUUUUUAAGGAGGAUUGACCUUUGUGAAUUACCCAAGAGAAAACUUCAUCAAGGACUCCUGGAGGUUAACCCUGAGGUUUCUGAAGCCUUACAUCAUGGCCAACCAGUUGUUGCUCUGGAGAGUACCAUAAUUAGUCAUGGAAUGCCAUAUCCACAUAACCUCAGGACUGCCAAAAAAGUUGAAGAAAUUGUCCGAAACAACCAAUGUAUUCCUGCAACAGUAGCCAUUCUAAAUGGUAAAAUCUGUGUUGGACUUACUGGUCAACAGCUUGAGCAGGUUGCUGAUCCAGCAUUUGUCAGUCAGAAAGUAUCAAGACGAGAUCUGCCUUAUAUUGUUGCACAGAAGCUGAAUGGAAGCACCACUGUCUCUGCGACUAUGCUGAUUGCACACAAAGUUGGGAUUCCACUGUUUGUUACUGGUGGUGUCGGUGGAGUCCACAGAGGGGCUGAAUCAACUCUGGACAUUAGUGCUGAUCUUGUUGACAUGGGUCGAACACCAGUGACCGUUGUAUCAGCUGGAGUCAAGUCAAUCUUGGACAUUGGUAAAACUUUAGAGUACCUGGAAACUCAAGGUGUCUGUGUUGCAUCAUUUGGACCAUCCAAAGAUUUUCCUGCCUUUUUCACCCCUAAAAGUGGCUUCCAAGCCCCCAUGAAUGUCAACAAUCCUCUCGAAGCCGCCCAGUUAAUUGUCGCUCACAGAGAGUUGUCUUUAGAGAACGGUAUACUAAUAGCAGUACCAAUACCUGAACAUUCUGCUUCCUCUGGGCAUCAAAUUGAAAUGGCAAUUCAAGAAGCAAUUUCUGAAGCUUCGGUUCAAAAUAUUCAUGGUCGUGAUCUGACCCCUUUCAUCUUGCGCCAUGUUCACAAAGCUACCCAGGGAGCAUCUCUUGAUGCAAAUAUUGCUUUGAUUUUGAACAAUGCGGCUGUUGGAAGUGAAAUUGCUAAAAUUUCUGCAGAGCUUUGGAGGUCAAAGGGUAAAUUAAAGCACAAUGUGAAAAAAUCAACAAAAGAUGAAAAAGUUGUUGUCGUUGGAGGUCUGAUAGUUGAUAUUUAUUCAAAACUGAAGAAUAACUCAGAGAUUACAAGUGGUUUAAUAAAUCCUGUUUCCAGUACUCAGUGUUUUGCUGGAGUUGGAUAUAAUAUUGCAAACUGCUUGGGCAAAAUAGGGAAGCAACCAGCUUUUGUGUCUGCUGUAGGGCAUGAUAUCUUUGGCCGUUAUUUCAAAGAAAGCUGCAAAGAUAUUGAUAUAAGUGGUGUGUUGCAAAUACAAGAUCAAUCUACUGCUAUGUACCAAGGAUUCCUUAAAGCCGAUGGAGACCUUACAGCCUCAUUUAUGGACCCAGGCUGUCUUAGUUAUGUAACACCUCAACAGGUAUAUUCUCUGGAGGAAAAACUGCAAAAUGCUCCAUUGGUCUGUAUUGAUGGCAAUUUAUCUCAAGAAAUAAUACUCAUUGUGGCAACACUUUGCAGAAAACACAAUGUUCCAGUAUGGUUUGAACCUACAGACAUAGACAAAGCCGCUCUACCAUUCCUCACCGCUGCUCAAAACAUGUUUACUUACAUUUCUCCAAAUAUAGCUGAACUUUGUGUCAUUUACCAUACCGUCACAAAAAAAGAGGCAGAUUCUUUCUUGAAGAACAAAAGCUCUUUGAACCAGUCAAAUAUUGAGGUUGUGAUUGAAAAAUGUACUGAAUUGUGUAAAGCCCUCAUUUCUUUGGUACCAAUUAUAAUUGUUACAAUGGGAGAACUUGGUGUUUUGGUGUGUCGCUCUGGUGAUAUUACUUCCCGGUUGCCUAUCAAAGGCAUGUCAGUGCAACAAGCCAACAACAUGGAGGUGAAAUAUUUCCCAGCAAAGAAAUGUGUUGACGUAUGCAGUGUCUCCGGCGCUGGAGACUGCUUUGCUGCUUCAAUGAUUGCCGGAAUUGUGGAAGGUUAUGAUCUCGACACAUGUGUUCAAUCAGGUUUAGAGUUGGCCACACUCUCUCUCCAGUCCAUGCAACCCGUACCAAUGACAAUAAAUUCAAGGAAAACAACUGGAAUCAAAUUAUGAAUGCAUCAAUCUAUUUUAUUUCUAUAAAUGAUAGAAUUUACAGAGCAUUUGAACUUUAUAUUUUGCAGUAUUUCUUUACAUUCUGAAAUCAAUCCCUACUGAUUAUUUGGACUUUAUCAUUCAUCUUUCUGGACUCAGUAAAAUAUAUACCUGUAAAAUAUUUCUUGAGUAGAUGCAUAAAACAAUGACAGAAAGAAUACAAGCUUAAGACCAGUUCAAAUAUGUUUGAGAAAUAUUUGAACUUGUAUAGCUUUACACUACAAUUUGUUGUAGAGAGAAAAUUCUUGCCUAUGACAAAAAGGUGUUAAAACACCAUUGUCGGCUUCUAUUGGAAUGAUGGAUGCAUUCUGAACUUGUUAGUUCUCUUCAGCACCAGAUACCAAGAGAGGUGGCUAUUGUGCCCUACCAGUCAAUAAUAUUGACUGAUUUGUAAUAAUAUUGACAAUUAUUGUCAAUAAUAUUGACAAUAAAGGAAACAUUUUUUCCUAGUCAGUUUAGAGUUGCCUCUCUUGGUAUCUGGUACUGAAGAGAGCUCAUGAGUUUGAAGUGCAUUCAUCAGUUCAAUAAAGAGUGCUCAAAGUUGACAAUGGUUUAACAUCUUUUUGUCUUAAGUGAGAAUUUUCACUCAGUGUCAAACUGCAGUGAAAAGCCUUUACAAGUUCAAAUACCUCUAAAAGUUUGUACAAGUAAAAUAAUAAGAGUUAAGUAAUGGUUAGUGUGUGCCCUUGUGCCUAUGUUAGAAUUUAUAAUUCAUCUUAUUCUUCAUAUUUCAACAUAUCAUAAUUGCAAGAGAUGCUUCCAGAAAAUCAAGUUUGUUUUACUUCAUGAAAUGUAUGAAUGAAUAUUGCUGUGUUGGAAUUUAUAAUUGUGCCUAUGUUAAAAUUUAUAAUUCAUCUUAUUUUUGAUAUUUCAUUACAAGAGAUAUUUUGAUAUUUCAUUACAUUAUAAGGCACGAAAAGAAAAUGACUCUCCCCAGACACAACAGAAUUACUAGAGAAGCUUCCAGAAAAAUCAUGUCUGUUUCACUUCAUGAAAAGUGUCGAUGAAUAUUUCUGCUGCCAUUUCUUUUCUUCUUUCCAUUGAAGUCUGUAGCUCCAGUCACCCGUUGAUGGAAACUUCUGAUUACAAAAUAUUAAAUAAAAUAUCUAUCUUUUCUAAAUAA